Molecule: messenger RNA, 1153 nt
Organism: Schistocerca cancellata (South American locust)
Lineage: Eukaryota; Metazoa; Arthropoda; Insecta; Orthoptera; Acrididae
Exons: 3
Coding region: 1-978 (325 amino acids)
Source: RefSeq, a predicted model, not a curated record
AUGCUCGAGGGGGAGCCUGAGGACCUGCGCGGGAUGCUGAUGUCCGGGGAGUCGGACGUGGAGGCGGCGGCGCGCGCGGCGCUGCGCGCCCAGUGGGCGGCGUCGCUCGCGGCCCACCCGGACACGCCGGACGAGCAGCUGCGGCGCGUGGGCGAGCGGAGGCGCGCGGCGACGGAGCAGCGCUGGCUGGAGCAGGUCGAGAGGGUCGAGGCGGCCGCCGACUACCGCAAGAGGAUGAUGGCGGUCCAGCGGGAGAUGCAGAUCCGCGAGUUCCAGGAGAAGCGCGAGGAGUACAACAUGACGCUGGAGGCCGUUGAGGAGAUGCUGAUGGAGGAGCGCGACAUGAUGCUCCGGGCGCAGAUGGACAACCUGCUGGCGAGGGCCAGGGCGGAGAUCACGAACGAGGCGCAGUGGCACGCCGCCGUCGGCAUCGCAGACGCGUGGCGGCGCAGCAGGCUCGAGGCCUACCAGCCGUACGCCGCUGCCGAAGCCAGGCUGGCCGCAGAAAGAGAGAUGCUGAAGCAGAGGAGGCGCAGGUACAAGACGCGGCUGCGGCCGGGCCCGCAGAUGAGUCCGCUGGAGGAGGCCCAGGUGGACGUGUUCGACGAGUCGCCGCCCGGCGAGCUGCCGGCGCCGGCGCUGCCCGUCUUCGACCGGCCGCCCCCGUCCUUCGACUCUCGGCCCAUCAGCCUCCUGGACGACUCCCCGCCACUGGACCUGCAGGAGUCCCCGCUGCUGGACAAGUACAGGACGCCCGAACAGGUGACGCCGGAUCAGUCGAUGGAGCAGUGGUACUCGUCCGAGCGGGGAGCAGGGAGAGGCGCUCGGAGGCGGCUCGUCUUCGACGACGAGGACGAAGACGACGACGACGACGACAGCGACCUGUUAGAUGAUCUGGCGCCGUUGCAGCGGAUUGUCAACAGCGCAGGGCGAAGAUCAAUGGUGGAUGAUACGAUGCCUCCAGGCCUCGAUGACUAGGAUGGAGUAUAGAAGUUCUGCACUCAGGAUUCGCUGGAGGCUGGUACUUCCUGUGACGGAAACGACUGAGCAAAGCUUCUUCGUCUCUAACGCGCAGAAGAUGUUUGUCGUCAUAUCAGUAAAAGAAAAUGUCCUGAAUCGUUGAAUUUAGCGGGUGUUAAACUUCUGUCUGCUG